Spodoptera exigua (beet armyworm) is the source of this 1872-nucleotide messenger RNA. NCBI's taxonomy places the organism in Eukaryota, Metazoa, Arthropoda, Insecta, Lepidoptera, Noctuidae. The record is from the annotation of a GenBank genome assembly.
CUUCAUUCACGUCAUGUCACAGAAUUUGUUAUCUGCGAGGAAUUUUAGUGAUAAAAGCGAACUAUAAACAGAAAAAAUGGAUAAUAAACCGUCACUGAGUCAAUAUUUCGGUGAUAAGGAAGUACCACCCGCCUCCCAGUUUUUCGACGAAAUCGGGACGUCGCCAUCUGAUAUGGUACAAAGCAUUUAUUUGGGCGAACCCGAAGGUAAUCAAACGACGACAAAUAAUCUUUUUCCUCAAAAUAUGUCGGUUUCGUUUACACAACAUAAAACGUCAGAAGAGAUGACUUUUACAAAUGUUUUGCCUACUGUGAGUGGGUCUACUUCGGUGCCGGCAGCCAGUUUACCAGACCCAUCAACAUUCUUUGACACGAUAGGCCCUGAACCACAGAUUGUGCCUACAAAAAGCAGUAUUGCUAACCCAACAGUACUUGCUGAAGCUAUGGAUGGGUUAAGUAUUAAAAACCAGCCUGUAGAUAAAGAGGCAGAUAGAAGAAGAGAUGCCUGGAUACCAAAUGAUGAAGCUAAGAAAACUUUAAUGAAGGCACAAUCGUCACCCAAAGGCUCAUUCUUCCCUGAGAGAGAGGUCCUAACGAUGCCUGGAUUGAUACUUGAAGAGGAAUUGGCCGAUGCCCUCCAAGAAGUAGCAGUGAAGUACCUAGGAGUCAGUUCAGCUGGUAGCCGAGGAGUUGUGAGAGCGGAACAUGUGAGUCGUGAUGAAGCUGGACUUCGGGAGUUGCUGCGCACUGGAUACUUGAGGGCAGCUAUCAACCUCACGCAUGUACUCAUCAGUGCUGCCGGACAAGGUGUAGGUCGUAUGCACCGUCCAACAAAACACACGCCGCGCUCGCUACAGCUCUGGCUGACAAGGUUCGCAGUCAUGUUGAGGAUCAAGCUGACUGACCCAUUACUGAAGGAGGCCGAGCCCUUUGGGGAUUUCAGCAAGCCCGAUAUGUUUUAUGAGUUCUACCCAGAUACGUACGACAAUCGCACUGGCAGUCUAGUACCAUUCUCGCUGCGAUUAUUAGUCGCAGAACUGCCGGCGCAUGUCGGGAAACCAGACGAGGCAGUCGACAGAUUAUAUGCUAUGCUUGAUGUCAUACAAACGAUGUUAUCGAACCUCCGUGAAGGUAAGACAGAGGAUGGAUCAGCGACCAUAACGGAGCAGGAUAAAACCGAGUCUAUUCGUCUAUGGAUGGGCAGAGAGACGAGAGUCAUGCAUUCCUUGGUCAACUGUGCUAUAGCUAUGAAGGACUAUAGACAAGCGGCUCGAAUAUUAUCAACGUUACAUCAACAGGCGACGUCAGCGGGCGGGCGGCGCGCCAUAUGUAGCGCGCUGUGUCGCCUGUGGCUACUGGCCGGACAUGUCCGCGCCGCCGGGGCCUGGCUCGACACUGCCCGGGACGCCAGGCAUCAUAUAUGUCCGACUCCAGACGUCCGCGAAUAUGUCGACAUGGGUUUAAUGGACAUAGCGCACGGCAAAUAUCAAGAUGCGUACAAUAACUUCGCCAGAGCUGCUGAUCAAGAACCAACCAAUAUAAUGGUCGCAAACAACUUAUCAGUCUGUCUACUCUACAUGGGGCGGCUAAAAGAAGCUAUAGCCGUUUUACAAAAGGCUAUUAACUCGGAUCCUGAAAGAGGAUUAAAUGAGAGCCUUUUAAUUAACCUCUGUACACUAUAUGAACUAGAAUCUUCGAAAACGAAUGAAAAGAAAUUAAAUCUACUUAGAAUGCUUUGUAAAUACAAAAGUGAUACUAUACCAAAUGUUUUAGAGUGUUUGAAAUUAUAAAUAAAUAGAUAAUAAUCUUUUUUUUAAUAAAUAAUUGGAUUACAUAUAAAUUUCUAUAGUCUAAUCGGUUUAGGAAAUUAAAU